CCGGCCUGACACUGGCUAUCUUCACUGGAGGUGGAAGCCAUAUGGCUGUGAGUUGCCUCGAUUCGACGCAAACAAGUUCUUGAAUCGUAUGAGGAACAAAUCCUUGGGAUUUGUGGGUGAUUCAGUCUUCCGCAACCAGAUGGAGUCCUUGCUUUGCCUUCUCUCCGAGGUGGAAGAAGCUGUGCUGGUCUACCAUGACGAAACAUUUCAGACCAAAACAUGGCACCUGCCUUCUCACAACGUCACACUGGGGCUGAUUUGGGCUCCUUUCCUGAUCAAAUCUACGCAAGCCAUCUCCAAAAACCACAUCCAGCUUUAUCUCGACGUCCUCGACGAUACCUGGACGAGCCAAUACCACAAGUACGACUACGUGAUGAUUUCUGGUGGCCAGUGGUUCCUCAGAGAAACCAUAUUCUGGGAGAACAACACAGGCGUCGGUUGCCACUUGUGCACGGGGAUGAAUCUGACGGAACUCGGCAUGGACUAUUCUUAUCGGAGAGCACUCCGAUCUGUGUUGGACUUCGUGAGCAGCUCAGAGCACAAGGCCGUGGUGAUUCUCAGGACCUGGACUCCCACCCACUUCGAGCAUGGGAUGUGGUACAAUGGGGGGAUCUCCCAAUUUGUCCAAGCCCACAUAUGGGCUGGACCCAACAACAAGGAGAGUGAGUACGCUGCUGACCCAGUGGAUGUUGUGAUGAGAGAAGUGGAGGAGGAGGGGUUCCAGGAAGGGGUGAGGAGUGGGCUGAGGGUGAGACUGCUUUGA
Molecule: messenger RNA, 763 nt
Organism: Musa acuminata AAA Group (dessert banana)
Lineage: Eukaryota; Viridiplantae; Streptophyta; Magnoliopsida; Zingiberales; Musaceae
Product: protein trichome birefringence-like 26
Exons: 3
Coding region: 89-763 (224 amino acids)
Cellular component (GO): Golgi apparatus
Molecular function (GO): O-acetyltransferase activity
Source: RefSeq, a predicted model, not a curated record